This is a messenger RNA of Rotaria sordida, 783 nucleotides long. Lineage: Eukaryota; Metazoa; Rotifera; Eurotatoria; Philodinida; Philodinidae. The record is from the annotation of a GenBank genome assembly.
AUGAAUACAUCUACAAUAAUAGAAGAUUCAAUCUCUCAAUUGAAUUCUAUUCUUUCUACUGCUCAUGAACAAUUUAUUUCGAAUCCUAAUGAUUUUUUUUCUCAAGAUCGUAUUUCAUCAUUAGGUAAAUACAUAUCAAUUCUGGUCAAUCUUUGUAAUUUGCUUAAUUUGUCUGAUUAUAAUGAAUUAAAACAACAUCUAGAAAAUUCAUCUUUCUCUGAUCUUCGAAUUCGAUGGAAUAAUUUUCUAUCUGAAGUUGAUAAUCAAUCUAUACUUUCAUCUUCAUAUCCAUCUACAUUACCUUCCGAUAUUCAACUUUUGAAUAUCAAUAAUGAUGAAUUGAUUGAUUUAAAAAAACAUGUGCAACUGUUGACAACUUUAAAUCAAUGUCAUAUUGUCAUUGUUAGUUUUACAUCAUCAAUUGAUAGCGCCCGUCAAUGGAAAAAUGAAGUUCAAUGUCCUUUUGAUAUCUAUUGUGAUAGUGAUCGUUGUCUCUACCGACAUUUUGGAUUUCCUAAUAAAGCAUAUGCUCGUGUAUGGAAUGUUCAAACAUUAGAUUAUUAUGUCGAACAAAAAUUAAGUGGAAAACAAUUACCAACGAAAUUAGACAAAAAUGACGAUCCAAAUCAGAUGGGUGGUAAUGCUAUUAUUGAUCGAAAUGGUCGAGUUAUUUGGGUUUACAAGAGUAAAACACCUACAGAUCGACCAAGUGUCAAACAGUUGCAAUUUAUCUUAGAACAAUCGAUCCAUGACGAUAGUCAUCUCAACUUCGAUACAACAUGA